GCCUACUCUUGGCACGCAAGACGUAAAUUCAUAUUGUGUCAAGAUCGAACACAAGUUUAUGGCAAUUUCAAGUUAGAUUUGGCACUCCCGACAUGAAUUGGCUCACGAUCUUGUUCAGAUCGUCUUGUGUUCUAACUUGUGUUGCAUGUGAGUCAAUUUUGACAGCUACUCUGUGAAAGAAUGAACGAAAAACAUGAAAAAUGAAUGACGGCGGAAAAAAAAUAAAAUUGUCACAAACUUUCUUGCCGCCAUCCCCGUCCGGUGAAAAUAAAUAGAUAACAACUUUAACUAAAAGUUUUAAAACGAUAUCAUGGUGAGUUAUUCAGUAACCAAACGUGUUAGAAUCAUUCGUAUAUCUACUAUGAUAAUUUUAAUGAACCUAGUUUUUCCCCGCAGAGUUCCGCAACUCGGCCGUCAUAUCGUCAGAUGGAAUUACUAGUAGAGUAUUUAGAAAGCAACCCAGGGUUGGCCAGGGGUCUUCUAAAGACCGCCCAAGGGCGGUCAGAAACAAAAAAAAAAUGGAUAUCGUUGGCCUCGACCCUAAAUGCGGUCGGAGGGUCUAUAAAAGAUGGACCCGCCUGGUGCAAAGUAAGUUAAUAUCAUAAGUUUACUUUUCAUUUUGUUUUGACUACUAUAAAUUAAAAGCCCCGUAACUAAACUUCCCUCAAGAUUACCGACUAAUAUUACUUUAUUUCUUUUUAUUUUUAAGUACUGGACCGAAAAAAAAUGUUACCUUAAACGCAUAUGCGCAAGGAAUUCGGCGUCAAUGAGGCGAACUGGCGGCGGCCCUAGCGACCCGUCACCAAAAUUUUCGGACUUGGAACAGAGGAUGGUGGCGGUCAUGGGCGGUGAAGAGUUUGCCACCGGUGAUCAGCACUUGGCAAUCAACCCAUUUGCCACUCAGGAGCCUACAAGACAAGUUGACCACGAGCCAGAGGACUUGGCCACUCGUGAAGGCAGUUGCAACCAGCUUCCCUCUCUGGAGAUUGCAUCAUGCUCUGGUCAAUGGCAGGACCUAGUUAACGUCGAGGCCAAUCCUGAGCCUAUUAUAGGCGAGGUGCAGACCCCUGACUACAUUGUUGUCGAGGUGCAACCUGAGCAGUCAUUGGGCUCAGCUAAUCCUUCUCGCACCUCACAGCGCCGGUCCAGCCGCCGCAACCAAGUCGACCUAGAAGUCGACAGAAUGACGGCGAUAGAAGAGAAGAGGGUCGAGGCUGAGCUGCUGACAGCACGGGCUUUAGGGGACCUAGCAUCAGCGGUCCGUGAUGGAGUAAAUGUGCUCAAAGAAAUUGCACAAUAUUUCAAAAAAUAACAAAUUUAUCUAGCUUAGGGUUUAUAAGUAGACAUUGAUUAUAAUAUUUUUUAUACCUGUUGAUUAAGGUACCAA
Messenger RNA from Plutella xylostella (diamondback moth), 1387 nucleotides. The record is from RefSeq and is a predicted model, not a curated record. Lineage: Eukaryota; Metazoa; Arthropoda; Insecta; Lepidoptera; Plutellidae.